This is a messenger RNA of Capsella rubella, 981 nucleotides long. Its product is annotated as elongation factor 1-delta 1. Gene Ontology annotation, cellular component: eukaryotic translation elongation factor 1 complex; cytosol. Lineage: Eukaryota; Viridiplantae; Streptophyta; Magnoliopsida; Brassicales; Brassicaceae. The coding region runs from base 121 to 813 and encodes 230 amino acids. Gene Ontology annotation, molecular function: guanyl-nucleotide exchange factor activity; translation elongation factor activity. Gene Ontology annotation, biological process: translational elongation. The record is from RefSeq and is a predicted model, not a curated record. The transcript is spliced from 7 exons.
AGAGAGGGUUACAUAAGUUUCCUAUGAAUUCUUGUGUCUUCCUCCUCUGCCUCCUUCGCUCUUCAUCUUCUCUAAGUCUGCAUCUUUUAGCUCAGUGAAAAGGUUCAAGCUUCAGAAAUAAUGGCGGCCUUCCCCAACCUUAACUCUGAUGCUGGAUUAAAGAAGCUCGAUGAGCAUCUUCUCACUCGCAGUUACAUCACUGGGUACCAGGCUUCAAAGGAUGAUAUCACUGUCUUUGCAGCUCUUGCAAAGCCCCCAACCUCUCAGCAUGUGAACGCGUCUAGGUGGUACAACCACAUUGAUGCCCUCUUGAGGAUCUCCGGUGUCUCUGCUGAAGGAAGUGGUGUCAUUGUUGAGGGAUCAGCCCCAAUCACAGAAGAGGCUGUUGCUACUCCCCCUGCAGCUGAUUCUAAGGAUGCUGCGGCUGAUGAAGAUGAUGAUGAUGUUGACCUUUUCGGGGAAGAGACUGAAGAGGAAAAGAAAGCUGCUGAAGACAGAGCAGCUUCUGUGAAGGCAUCUACAAAGAAGAAGGAAUCUGGAAAGUCAUCAGUUUUGAUUGAUAUCAAGCCGUGGGAUGAUGAGACCGACAUGAAGAAGCUAGAGGAAGCUGUUAGAUCUAUUCAGAUGGAAGGAUUGUUUUGGGGAGCAUCAAAGCUUGUCCCAGUUGGUUAUGGUAUCAAGAAGUUGCAGAUUAUGUGCACCAUUGUCGAUGACCUUGUCUCUAUUGACACCAUGAUCGAAGAGCAACUCACUGUUGAACCCAUAAAUGAAUACGUCCAGAGCUGUGACAUUGUUGCCUUCAACAAGAUAUGAAGAUGGAGAAGGCUAUGAGGUACUGUGUUUACUCUGGCUGCUGUUUCUUCUAUAUCCAGUUUCUCGAGUUUCUUUACAUUGUUGUUUUGACUUUAUAUGGCUUUUGCCAACUCUGAUUCGAUUUGAUGAUAUUUAAUGAAGAAUGACAAUCCGCUGCUUCCUGUUUUA